This is a messenger RNA of Sinocyclocheilus rhinocerous, 1032 nucleotides long. RefSeq lists its product as uncharacterized. The annotation marks the transcript as partial. The record is from RefSeq and is a predicted model, not a curated record. The transcript has 3 exons. Lineage: Eukaryota; Metazoa; Chordata; Actinopteri; Cypriniformes; Cyprinidae.
AUGUUACCCAGUUUCAGUUCCCAUCCCUGCAGCGUUUUAGUUCAACUGGAACUGGUUCCUGUCACCUCUCCAACCCUCGUCCCCAGCUCCUUGAACACUCCUUGCACUGUACCUGUCAGCUCCCCAUGCACUCAAGACAACGUUUUGUCUCCCUCCUUGCAGCUUGGCAGACCAUGGCAUGCAGACUUCCAGGUCAACUGGGAUAGGAUGCCAGCAACAAUUCAAAAGGCAGUAGCAAAUAAAACAAGACCAUCACCAGGCAAUAGAAAAGAUAUGGUGAAGGCAGUGGUUGAUCAGAUCGUGGAACAUGAACCUAACCCAACCAGAGCAAUUUGUCACAAUAUUGUUCGAAGCAUUGUAAGGAGCCAUCCGGAAUGUUUUGCUGAUGUUGCAAAAAAUGGAGACAUCCUUGGAGAUGGUUGUUAUUCUCUUCUGCAGCAAAUAAAAACUAGGGUGGAAUAUAAAAACAGGAACAAUACUCUUGUGAGACGACGCAGAGAGAGAAGGCCACAAAGUGAGGUACCAGAUGCAGGCAGAGGUAUGACAAGAGGCCCUGUAGAUCAGUAUGGCUGUGUAAGAUGGAGUCCUGUAGAAUUACCUCCUGGCGAAACUGAGGCAUCAUUAGAUGGCAUCAAAAGUGAUCUCCUUAACAUCUACUCAGAGGAAGGCAUGAGUGGUGCAGAGAGAGCUGAACCUCUGAUGGAGAAGACAUAUGUCAUCCAGCGACGCUGUCUUAAUAGUGUGCCUGCACCAGCCAUUGCAGUGGUUAAGGAGGAAUACACAUGCGUACCGAACCGAAAGACCCGUAUUAUUUCACACUUCACUCUGUUGACCGAUGUCUCCAUCCUCAUGAAGUUUCGAGAGGCCCUGGAUAACAAAGGCAACACCAUUCUGAAGUUUUGCCAAGAAGUCAACUCUCAUCAAGGGGUGAAAGAUGUUUUGGCUUGUUUUGAACCCGAGGCUGCCUGCAUUCUUCUUCUUAUAAUGGCGUACUUCAAAGAGCCCAAAGAUGCCAUUGUGCUUGAUGUUGAU